This is a messenger RNA of Chiloscyllium plagiosum (whitespotted bambooshark), 928 nucleotides long. NCBI's taxonomy places the organism in Eukaryota, Metazoa, Chordata, Chondrichthyes, Orectolobiformes, Hemiscylliidae. The record is from RefSeq and is a predicted model, not a curated record.
CUUUAUUUUCCCCAAUCUUUCUCCAGAGGGCUGUCACAAUGCCACGAUCAUUUCUGGUGAAGAUAAAGAAGACUUACCAUCAGGUUCGUCCCACCAAUGAUGAAGUGUUUCUCAAACUGGAGCCAGCACCAUCGCAUCCUGUUGAUUCACCUUCUUGGUCUCUGGGACACCGUGUAGAACCCAAGGCUGGGGUGAAAGGUCAUGACACCCAGCCUGGGUGGGAGGAGCUUCCAUGGGAGAACAGCACAGCCAAUGAGAGGGCAUCUCGAUGUCACAUGACCAAGGACACCACUUACACCUUCUCUUCAGAGUCAGCCUCUCUCGCCCCAAGCUCAGCCAGUGAUGAAGAUUGCAUCCUAUCCCCAGUCUCCACGCCUGGCUUCCCUUGGGAGCGAUUCCAGAACGUGUAUGAUCUGUGCCACCUCUCCUCCAGCUUUUCCUCCCCUCUCCUGAUGGAUAAAGCCGAUUUGUACGGAGCCCGCGUUUCGGGACCCUUGGAGAUUGACCAACCGAUCGACUACAGCACCCACUACAGCUCAGCAUCCAGCUCCUACAACUGCAUCAAGUGUAACAAGGUAUUCUCCACUGCCCAUGGUCUUGAGGUCCAUGUCAGGAGGUCACACAGUGGGAUUCGACCUUAUGCCUGUGAGCUGUGUGGGAAGACGUUUGGUCAUGGAGUCAGUCUGGAGCAGCACAUGAACAUUCACUCACAGGUACCCGGCACGGACUGUGUAACAACAUCAAAGGUCGGGGGGGGCUUCGGGAUGAGUAACAUCCAAACACACCGGGGUUGGGGAAGAGGGCAUAGUGGGGGAGGGGGCUACACACCAGUGAGAGUCAGCCCCUUCAGGAGCGGGUGGGGGACCCCAUAUCCUAGUGAGAGUCAGCCCCUUCAGGAGCGGGUGGGGGACCCCAUAUCCUAGUGAGA